AGGGGGGAUGCCGGGCUGCCGCAUCAGCGCCUGCGGCCCAGGGGCCCAGGAAGGGACGGCAGAACCGGGGUCGCCCCCGCCGCCACCCCGGGAGCCCCUGCCGUCCCUCCAACCCCCGCCCCCAUCACCAACCUCCACUCCGACCCCCACUCAGUCACCGCCGUUGCCGGAGGCGGCCGAGACACCGGCCGAAGGGCAGGAGCUGCAGCGCUGGCGCCAGGGUGCUAGUGGGGGGUCGGGGGGCGCUGGCCCGGCGGGGGUCGGGGGCGCGGGCGCGGCGGCAGGGGCAGGGGGCCGCGCGCUGGAGCUGGCUGAAGCGCGGCGGCGACUGCUGGAAGUGGAGGGCCGCCGGCGCCUGGUGUCGGAGCUGGAGAGCCGGGUGCUACAGCUGCACCGAGUCUUUUUGGCUGCCGAGCUGCGCCUGGCGCACCGCGCCGAGAGCCUGAGCCGCCUGAGCGGCGGCGUGGCCCAGGCCGAGCUUUACCUGGCGGCGCACGGGUCGCGUCUCAAGAAGGGUGCGCGCCGCGGCCGCCGGGGUCGUCCCCCCGCGCUUUUGGCCUCCGCGCUCGGCCUGGGGAGCUGCGUGCCCUGGGGCGCCGGGCGGCUGCGGCGCGGCCACGGCCCGGAGCCGGACUCACCGUUUCGUCGCAGCCCGCCCCGCGGCCCCGCCUCCCCCCAGCGCUGACCCCAGCACCGGGACCCCUUGCCUCCCGAGACAGGCGGUCCCCUGGAUGCGGAAGUACGGACGGACGGAUCCAGUUGCUGGCUAGAUGGAGGGCGUCAUCUACGCGGAGACAGCCGGGGAGGCCAGGGGCCCCUGAAAAUGAGACUGAGCUCCUCAGAGCCUCCACUUUAUGGGUCUGGACUUCUGCAUUCCGCUUCUCGGGACACCGCCUUCAGGAAGACUUCCAGGACUGACUGUACCCAGGCUCUGCCGCCUCCUCUCAGGAGCCCUUCCAGUGGCAAGG
Molecule: messenger RNA, 968 nt
Organism: Acomys russatus (golden spiny mouse)
Lineage: Eukaryota; Metazoa; Chordata; Mammalia; Rodentia; Muridae
Gene: Trnp1
Product: TMF1 regulated nuclear protein 1
Exons: 2
Coding region: 8-685 (225 amino acids)
Biological process (GO): regulation of cell population proliferation
Cellular component (GO): nucleus
Molecular function (GO): DNA binding
Source: RefSeq, a predicted model, not a curated record